AUGCCCGUUUUCUUUGAUGUUUGGGAGAAUAUGUACGGAAUUCAAUCGUUCGGCGUCGUUCUCUCGAUUCUCGUUCGGGUUUCUGAUUUCAUGAUUGUGCUCAACUCGGCGACCAACUCAUUGGCCUAUUUUGGACGAAAGCGAUGGUUGGAGAGACGUUUAAGAUUACAUAUGAUGAAGAAAGAGGAGAAACGAGCCCGGCAACUGAGCGUCAGUGGCGCCGAGAGAAACGACUCGAGAAGACAGUCUUCAUCUCAAGUGGCUCCCCGUUUGACCGUCUCGUGUACGCCAUCCGUUUGCCCACCAGGGAUGGCUCGCGGGAAAACGACUCAAUCGUGUCGAAGCGAAGACUUUUCAGAUAGUGAGGUGACCGGCGAGAAGAUGAAAUUCAUCAAGUACCCGCUGCGGCUAUCGAAGAAAGAGGACAGCAAAUGCUCGAACACAUCGGUGAGCAGCAUUCCGACAAGUCCACUAGUGAAAGAGGUGAUGAAUGGUUCGCAUCCAGUCAUCACUCAAACCUACUCCAAUUCCCUUAAUGGUUGUCAUUCGCCCAAUCAAUCUCGAAAGACCACCGAUGGCAGACCAUUAUCGGCCCUUUCCGGUACAAGUAACCCAAGUUCCACGAGUCGUCAUUCUCCAAAUCCUUGU
Molecule: messenger RNA, 648 nt
Organism: Mesorhabditis belari
Lineage: Eukaryota; Metazoa; Nematoda; Chromadorea; Rhabditida; Rhabditidae
Source: the annotation of a GenBank genome assembly